GUGGUGAUGGGGGUAUGUUGGUGGUUCAGGUGGUCUCUGACAGUAAUCGACCCGGAGUCCCUCUGGUGGAAGGUUCUGAAAAGAGCUCGGAAGUCCUGACACUGGAGGACCUCCUGGAGCUGCUGGGCCAGAAAGCUGAGGCACCCUGGGGUGUUUACCUGCGAAUCCACUCUCAGCAGCUUCUGGAAGCUUCUCUCACACGGCUGCACUCGGCCUACAGCCAGGAGAAGCUGUACAGGCCUGUGUGGGUCAGCAGGGAGGGUCCACUCAGCCCAGAUCACAACCAGGUAUUCGGCUUCUUGACUUCAGUUG
This is a messenger RNA of Notothenia coriiceps (black rockcod), 312 nucleotides long. Its product is annotated as protein FAM151A-like. The record is from RefSeq and is a predicted model, not a curated record. The transcript has 2 exons. Lineage: Eukaryota; Metazoa; Chordata; Actinopteri; Perciformes; Nototheniidae. The annotation marks the transcript as partial.